Labrus mixtus (cuckoo wrasse) is the source of this 5901-nucleotide messenger RNA. RefSeq names its product epsin-1-like. Gene Ontology annotation, molecular function: phospholipid binding; clathrin binding. NCBI's taxonomy places the organism in Eukaryota, Metazoa, Chordata, Actinopteri, Labriformes, Labridae. Bases 143 to 3148 code for a protein of 1001 amino acids. Gene Ontology annotation, biological process: endocytosis. Gene Ontology annotation, cellular component: plasma membrane; endosome; clathrin vesicle coat. The record is from RefSeq and is a predicted model, not a curated record. The transcript has 10 exons.
GGAGGAAGAGACACCAGCAGGAUGAACUCUCACUGAGCCAGCAGCUGCACCCAAGCCACCUGAAAACACAUCUCUGACAGCACAGACAGACUCCAAACAGAUUGCGGUGGUUUGAUACACCGCCUCCUCCUACCCAGACACCAUGACGUCCUCUAUGCUCCGCCGGCAGCUGAAGAACCUGGUCCAGAACUACUCUGAGGCCGAGGUCAAGGUGAGGGAGGCGACAUCUAACGACCCAUGGGGUCCAUCGAGCUCUCAGAUGGCCGACCUCUCGGAUCUGACCUACAAUGUGGUGGCCUGCAACGAGAUCAUGACGAUGCUUUGGAAACGACUGAAAGAUGACAAAAACUGGAGACACAUUCACAAGUCGCUGACUCUGCUGGAGUACCUGUUAAAGACCGGCGACGAUCGUGUGCUUCUGAAAAUGAAAGACAACAUCUACAUCGUCAAAGCCCUCACAGAGUACCGCUUUGUGGAAAAGGACGGCAAAGAUCAGGGGACAAAUGUGAGAGAGAAGGCCAAGGUUGUCCUGGUUCUCAUGGAGGACGAUGACAAACUAAAGGAGGAGAGAGACUUUGCCGUCAAGACCAGAGAGAAGACAUCCAAAGGUUCCGGUGCCUCGUCCACCGAUGCCGUCAAGGAUCCCACCUACAAGCCAUGCUAUGUUGCCGGGACGUCAGGGCUUCCAUCUUUAGACAACAUACCGUCUGUGGCCGACUUGACUGCUUCUUUUGCUGCCCGCAAGGAAGAGCGCCUCAAACAGGAAGCAGAGAAGAAGGACGCAGAGAGAAGGGCCAAGUUGAGUGAAGACGAGCUGAAAUGGGAGGACGCAGCCAAAGCCGAUGGAGCUAAAGGAGCUGCCUGGGGAGGAGAGAAAGCAGAGGAGGAGGAGGUUAAACAAGACGCAUGGGGAGCCCCCAAAGAACCUAAAGAGGCUACAGAUCCAUGGGGCACGCCCGCAAAACCUGACACAACUGACACACCUGCAAGCAGUGAUGCCUGGGGGGCUCCAGCCAAAACAGAAGAAGAUCCAUUUACAGCCCCAAAAACUGAGGAAGAUCCAUUUGCUAAGCCAAAGAAUGGAGAAGAUCCAUUUGCAGCACCAAAGGACGAACCUGAUCCGUUCAGCGCAUCAAAAGACGACCCUUUCAAUGCUCCAAAAGAUAGUUCAGACCCCUUUGGUGCACCCAAAGAAGAUCCAUUCACUGCUCCAAAAGAUAAACCAGAUCAUUUCAGUUCCUCUAAUAAUGAUCCGUUCAUCGCCCCAAAAGAUGAUCCGUUCAACGCCCCAAAAGAUGAUCCGUUCAACGCCCCAAAAGAUGAUCCAUUCAACGCCCCAAAAGAUGACCCGUUCAACGCCCCAAAAGAUGAUCCGUUCAACGCCCCAAAAGGUGACCCGUUCAACGCCCCAAAAGAUGACCCGUUCAACGCCCCAAAAGAUGACCCGUUCAACGCCCCAAAAGAUGACCCGUUCAACGCCCCUAAAGGUGACCCGUUCAACGCCCCUAAAGGUGAUCCCUUCACUGCUUCAACAACACCUAAAGAUGAUCCUUUCUCUGCACCAAGUAAGCCCUCCCAAGAAGACCCCUUUACUGCAAAAACACCGCCUAAAGCUGAUCCAUUCUCUGCACCAUCCCCACCUGCAAACAGCGACCCUUUUGCUGCAGUAACGCCCCCUAAAGAGGAUCCUUUCUUCGCACCCACCAAACAAACAACAGAGGAUCCUUUCCUUUCUCCAACAACACCGCCCAAGGGUGAUCCCUUUGGAGCACCUAGCACACCACCUAAAGAGGAUCCAUUCUCUGCACCGUCCCCGCCUGCAAAAGACGACCCUUUCACUGCACCAACAACACCACCGAAGGAAGAUCCUUUCUCCGCACCCACCAAACAAACAAAAGAGGAUCCUUUCGCUUCUCCAACAACCCCACCAAAAGAGGAUCCUUUCUCUGCAUCGUCCAAACCUCCUACAGACGACCCUUUUGGUGCACCAACAGCGCCGUCCAAAGAGGACCCGUUUGCAUCGCCAACCAGCCCACCAAAAGAUGGUGCCUCAGAUCCCUUCAACGCCCCUCUGCUGAGCUCACCCGAAGGCGGUGCAGACGCAUGGGGAGCCCCGACUAGCCCUCCAGCUGACAGCAGUUCCGAUCUUUGGGGGGCACCAUCUGCUCCAAAUGAAGCCAAGGGUGGAGAUCCCUGGGGAGAUGGGACAAGCGCCGCCUCACCUGGUGACCAUUCGGAUGCAUUUGGGGAUGCGUCCAAACCGGACAAUGAUCCCUGGGGAUCGACAGCUGCAGCUCCAGUUAGCGCGGACGAUGCGUGGGGUGCACCUGCCCCACCCUCAGACUCGUCCCCAUCUAGCGACCCCUUUGGAGAUGGGGCAUCUAAAAAAGCGGAUCCAUGGGGAGCACCGAGCGAUGCGCCUAGCAAUGGAACAGGAACUCGAGCGGCGCAGGAAAAGGAGUUCUACAGAAAGACUGCUUCAUUUCUGGGCACUACCGGGGCGUCGCUCGUUGACUUGGACGAUCUAUUUUCCUCUAACCCCAAACCCCAACAGCAACCCCCCGUUAACGUGCUCGCCACACAGACACACGCCAUCGGCACUUUCAAAGCCCGGGCCAUGACACCCGGCCCUGUGGUCGGAUCAGGUUCUGCUGCUGCUGCAGGGAUGUCCUUUCACCAAACUUCAACCCCAUACUGCCAUCCAUUUGGUUCCACUUUUGCAGCAGCUUCUCCUUCCUAUGAAAAUCCACUAUUUCAGCCGCCGUCCCAAACCACAAGAAGGUCUUAUUCAGGCUUCAGUAUGCCUCAGCCGGGUCAGCUGACUCCAACGUAUUCAGGAACUGGAGUGGUACAGUCCGCUUCAGUGGGAGGGAAUCCACCAAUGGGACUAAACAUAAACCAAGACCGCAGGGGGGUGGGGAUGAUGACACAGGCCGGACCUCUGGUUGGGACUCCCUUGUCUGACCCCCUCUUUUGGGGAAAAGGAACGGAUCAGUCCGCUGUCUUUGGAGGGAAUUGGCCAGCAGGAGCUCAGUUUGGAGGAUCCACUCCACACGCAGGGGGCGGCGUCUCAUUACAGCAGCAGUGGAUCCCAGGGAGCGGGUCGGGCGAGGCGGCCAACCAAAACAAUAAUCCAUUCCUGAUCUGACCCAUCAUGUGAUAUCCUUUAGACUACACCUCAUUGUUACACAUGUUUAGUCUUUGUGUCCCUCACAGUCACCGUUUGGUUUUCUUUGUUCAUGUUUAUAAAGAAACUCAACUGUUUAACACCUUUCAGCAACACAGCGAUGGAAGUGCACAGACCAAACAAGAACCCAAAUAUUGAUAUUUGACCAGAUCUUGAUUUAAAAGCUUCUCACAAAUAUUAGAAAACCUUGAAUGCAUCAUUAAAAGACUGACCAUUGGCCGGGCUCAGUCCAAAAUCCUUACUCAUUUUGAAAGCUACGAGGGGGGGAGAGAGAAAUUGCAUUAAUUAGUUGGCGAUGUUUCGUUGCCAUGGUAAUAGGACGCCUAGGAUGUCUCUUUUUGUUGCUGUGGUAUAAAAACGUUUGACUUUUACUUGGAUCGUAAUGAAGUUUGUAAAAUCUGUUAUCGUGGCAACAAGACCGCUCGGCUUGUAUGUGGAAUCUUCUCCCUCUGUGCUUUAUUACAGUCAUCACCCAGGUUGAAAUCUUUAACACCAAAUGUUUUGUGAUCAUCAUUAAAGACUGGAGAUGCAGACAACCCAAAUUUACACAUAAAUCUGAGCCACUCAUUGGGGUCGCUCAAGCUCCCAGAACAGAUUCCUCCUCUGACGCUCAGACACUGCUCGUACUCUGAGCCUCGGAGUCUUCACUGGACUUGACUUGUAAUGAUGUUAUCACAUUGGUGGACUGAAAUCAUUGAGAGGCUGAGAGGUGGCAAACAUUCAAACAAUGUUUUUCCUUUUUGUAAACGGCACAGCUUGUCACAUGUUAACAUGAAAAACCUUCAAACAAAUCCAUCAGCUCUUCUCACUGCAAAAACCCAAACCUUAGCGAGGGAUUAGUCUAACUUCUUAUCAUAAAUAUCUAAUCGUUUACAUCUACACUCACCACAGCACACUGAAAAGUUAAAGGAAGAAUGUGCGACUUUUUGAUCCAGUAGAUGGCGCCGUUGAGCUCCAGCAUGAAACCAAAACAAACUGCUGUUAGGCCACACCUCCUUUAUACUGAAUCCUCUGCCCUCUUAGCACAAGCGGUGGACAAAAUGGUCCUUUACUCGAGCUGGGAUCACCUGUGUCCUGCAUUGUUGUGUUAGCAUGCUAAUGUUAGCGCUCUUUAGUUAGCUCGUAGCUUCACAUUGUUGUGUUAGCAUGCUAAUGUUAGCGCUCUUUAGUUAGCUCGUAGCUUCACAUUUCAUGUAAACUGACACAGAAUGAGCGUGAUCUAAAAACUCUUACUAACAUCCAAAUAAUCAGUGAGUAUGUUCUUCUUCUCUCUAGUUCUUGACUAAAACAGCUUUUAUACACAAGGGGAGGAGCCGGCCGUCCCGUCCAUGUAAACACGGCUCUGACAACAACACAGCCAGCGGGACUCGAGCUUCUCCCUCAUUGUAGACAGUCAUGACUCAGAGACACAUUUACACAGGACAGACUUUAUGAUUUAUUUAUGUGGAACAUGUUGAACAUUCUUCCUUUAAACUUCUACUUUUCUUUAUUGCCGCAGACGUCUUCAGUGAUUUCGGGUAAACAAACUCAGACUCAGAGAAAAGGGGAAGUUUGAGAUUUUUUGAUGUGCUGUCCUGAAAUACAGUCUAUGCAUUUCUUGGUUGAGGAUUCAGCACCCACAUGAGGGCGAGCGGGUUAUUCUGGAUUUACUUUCUGCACUCCUUACAGAAGAGGAGGGAUUCACAUGAAUGAAAUGUGUUUGAUUGGAUCUGACAGUCUGACGGUUCAUCGUGCACAGAGAGCUGAGAGUGUGUCUGUGUUUGAAGAGUUUCUGUGAAUCUGAGUGUUAUCUGAUUCUGUGACUGGACCUGUGAACGUUAACACGGUGACGUGCGUGCGUUUUCAUUCGGCGUGCAUGUGUUUGUAUGAGCAGGAGUGUGUGUGUGUGUGUGUGUAGUAUAUAUAUAUAUAUCGUGCUGAUGUAAAUAGUGGAAGUAUUCACAGAUUAACCUUGAAAUAUUCUGUAUAUUAGAGUCUUACAAUCAUGAGUAACUUUUGAUCUAUUUAUUGAUUGAUUAUUUAUUGAUGCAACAAUGCAGCAGUAGCAGCGAGCCUCCAACCAAGACGGGUUAGAGCACAGAGUCGUCACCUGGUGGCGUCGCCCUCGGAUGUGUCAUGAGAUCUGUGAUUUGUGCUCUGUUUAAAACAAACUGCAUUUUAAAUCAACUUAGUAACCGAUCGUGGCUUUUUUUUGUUUGGUUCAUCGUUCAGAUAGAUCGGUGAUUGAUUGAUCAUGUCUGUCCUGGAUCUCCUCACGUUGUGGCUGUGUGAUGAGCUGCUGCUGCAACGACAAAAUAAAAGAGGUUGAACAUAUCGUUUCUCCGACGUGCAUGCUCCGAGCGGAUCCUCCUCUCUGUAGAAGUUAACGUUGAGUUGAUCUUCCAGCUCCUGCGUCUAAAUGAAAUGUAUCACAUGCACACGCCUCCACAGAGCUUCGACCUUUUCAUUCAGACAUCACUGACAGUCGAGGGAUUCAUCUCGUUCUUUGUGUUUCAGUCUGUUCUCGUCUUUUUGUAGGUUUUUUUUUUUUUUUUUUUCAUUUGUUUGAAGGUGAACUUAAAGCCGGUUUAGCUUCAGGCAGUUUGGAGAUCGAGUCCAGGACCCUAUGAUGAACCUGUAAUUUGACAUUCAUUGGUUUUGCUGUAUCCAGAUCUAACGCUGUGUUGUAAACUGUGACGGUACAUUUGAGAAAUAAAACGAUAUAACAGAGUUUA